Molecule: messenger RNA, 1713 nt
Organism: Eimeria maxima
Lineage: Eukaryota; Apicomplexa; Conoidasida; Eucoccidiorida; Eimeriidae
Product: actin-like protein 3b, putative
Exons: 5
Coding region: 1-1713 (570 amino acids)
Source: RefSeq, a predicted model, not a curated record
AUGUUGCCCCCAUUAGUAUUAGAUUUAGGUUGCCAUUCUCUUAAGGCAGGAAUUGCUGGGGAAGCUUUGCCCCAAGUUGUUACUCGUUCUGUUAUAGGUCUAGCAGCAGUAGGUGACGGGUUAGGUGGUUCUGCUGCUGCAGCUGCAGCAGCAGCAGCAGCAGCAGCAGGAGCAGAUGGAUGUAAUAGUAAUGGUAUAUCCUUAUCAUCAUCAUCUUCUUCUUCUUCUGCAGCAGCAGCAACAGCAGCAGCAGCAGCAGCAGCAACAAAAGCUGUAUUGCUGCAGCAAUUCCUUAACCCAUUAGAGAAAACAGAUCAUGUUGAGGUAUUGCCCGUCUUUGAUUAUAAGGCAACAUAUCAUGAUCAACCAGGUACCUAUAUACUAAAUAGACAGGUAAUUCCUCCUCCUCCUCCUCCUCCUGCUGCUCCUCCUGCUCCUGCUGCUGCUGCUGCUGAUGCUGAUGGUGAUGGUGCUGAUGAGGAGUUAACAGGUCCUCGUUGUUUGGGCAGCAGCAGCAGCAGCAGCAGCAGCAGCAGCAGCAGCAGCAGUAGUAGGAGAGGUUUGAUCCUCUCGGAACCAAAUUUUCAUAAUUCACAAAUUCGACAAACUUUUGCUGAAAUCGCAUUCGAGACUUUAAAGGAAGGAUAUUUGCUGCAGCGGCUGCAGCAGGAGAUACCUCUUGGCUGCAAGCAGCUACUUGCUGUUACUAGACAUCUGCUGCAGCAGCACAAUAUUAAUAUUACCCCUGGAUAUGCUGUUAUGACACAGCAGCAGCACGCUGCUGCUCAUGGGGAUCCACCAUCUACUGGUGCAUCAGGGUCACGACAGCAGCAGCAGCAGCAGCAGCAGCAACAGCAGCAGCAAACAGAACGUGUUGUUGCUGCAUGCCCUCAUGUAACAAAAAGCUUCCGUGAAUUUGGGGAGCAGCACGUAUUAGAGGUGCUGCUGCAGCUGCUAGGUAAAUGCAGCUGCAGCAGCAGCAGCAGCAGCAGCAGCAGCAGCAGCAGCGAUGGAUUGAAAAACGCUGAUGGAUCCGCAUCAACGGGAGCAACAACACCAUCAGCAGCAGCAGCAGCAGCAGCAGCAGAACCUUAUGUGCUGCCUGAUGGUACAACUCUUCCUCCUGCUGUAUGUACAGAGAUAGAGAGGACAGUACCUGAUAUAUUUUUCUCUGCUGCGCUGCGGCAGCAGUACCGUAGUUUGCUGCUGCCUGAAUCAACAGCAGCAGCAGCAGCAGCUGGUAUAGUAACAGCAGCACAACAUCAACAACAGCAACAACAAGAUGCAAUAGCAUCAGCAGCAGCAGCAGCAACAGCAGCAGCAACAAAAGGAAUAAUGGACUGUAUAGGCAAGUGUGUAGAUGCAUGCCGUACCUCAGCUAAGAAAGAUGUACUUAAUGCUCUUGUCUUAGCGGGGGGAGGGACACAAUUCCCUGGAUUCGUUAGUAGGAUGAGGGAGGAGGUAUCCCAGUUGAAUUUGGGUGGUCGUGGUGGUGGUGGUAGUAGCAGCAGUAGCAGCAGCAGCAGCAGCAGCAGCAGCAGCAGCAACCAAUUACGUAUAGUAUGCAGCAAAUCAGCUAUAGAGAGACACAUGGCUAGCUGGAUAGGUGGAUCUAUCGUGGGGUGUCUAGGCACCUUUCCUCAGCUAGCUGUUACUAUUGAUGAAUAUAAUGAGUAUGGACCUAGAGGAUCUAUUGAUAGAAAAUGCCCAUAA